AUGGAAGGGCAUACAUACACAACAUCGAUUCGUCACGAUGAUAGGCAAUCGACCGAACCAAUCGUUGUGCUCAGGAAGGAAAAGACCGAGUUGAAUAUUCUGCUCAAGGACUUGGAUACCGCGCGCGCUAAGUGGAAACCAUCCGGGUCGUUCGACCAGCGAUACUGGGCACAAGCUGCGAAGAUAGAGCAGAUAUCCCUAGACCGCGAGGAGAUCAAGUGGAAAAUCUCAUAUAGAAGCUUCGUCGGCACAACCGCUGAAUGGGAAGACACCCAGGAUGCGAAGAGUGCUGCUGAUACAAUUCAAGCCCAUAAGAAGGCCAAAGAAAUAUGUCAGAGGCGCAUGAAACAACUCGACGAAGACAAGCCUUGCAGAAGUCUAAUGGCUUCGUUCAUCAAACUUUUCACUACUUACAAUGGACAUAUCUGGCACUGCCUCUAG
Messenger RNA from Penicillium samsonianum, 441 nucleotides. RefSeq lists its product as uncharacterized. The coding region runs from base 1 to 441 and encodes 146 amino acids. The record is from RefSeq and is a predicted model, not a curated record. NCBI's taxonomy places the organism in Eukaryota, Fungi, Ascomycota, Eurotiomycetes, Eurotiales, Aspergillaceae. The transcript has 2 exons.